Molecule: messenger RNA, 1295 nt
Organism: Moneuplotes crassus
Lineage: Eukaryota; Ciliophora; Spirotrichea; Euplotida; Euplotidae
Source: the annotation of a GenBank genome assembly
AUCAAUAAGCAUUGGGAAAAUGAAUAAAGAAGAAGGAAAGCUAGACUGCUAUACUGCUGAUGCCAACAGUACUAUCAAGUUCCAUUUGGUAGACACGGACAAGCUCACCAACAGCGAGUCCUUGAGUGCCUUCAAACCGAUGUAUACCCAUCAAAUCUUCACAUAUAUGGAGAAGAUUGUUGGCUACAUGGGGCUCAAGAUUGACAUUUACCUCAGCUGUGCGACACUUCGGGCUUUGCUGAAGGUCCGUUACACUGACUGAGUGAAGAAAAGAAACACUGUCGAGGAGAAAUUGUGCAGGCACUUUGGCAAAAACCUCACAAUCAACGAGGAAGUCUUCCAGAACUGGAUGAAGUCUGAUCUAGAUAAUUUUAGACCCAAGGGUAAAUAAAGUUUAUUCGUUCGAUAGAAUAUGUGAUAAGCAUCGUCAUUAUGAAGUCUAUAAGAUUAGAGUAACAGACAAGUGAUUCCCUAAGGAAUUGAAUCGUUCUCUCCAAGCAUUGCUGUUCUUUUACAUAGAGAGCGCCUCAUUUAUCGAGCAAGAUCCAUGUUGGCAUUAUUUCUUGCUAUAUGAAGUUGUCAAAAAGUUCAAAAAUAAUCCUCCUUCAUACCGCUUGAUAGGGUUUUCGACUACAUUUGAGGAAAUAGAAAAGAAGAAGACUACCCACCGCAUCUCUCAGUUCAUCAUACUUCCUGCAUACCAAAAGCAGGGCUUCGCAAAAGCCCUGGUCGAGGGGAUUUACAAACAUUAUAUUGACGACAAGAAAUGAAAAGAGAUUAGUGUCGAGAAGCCCACGAAAGCUUUUGAAAGACUGUGAGAAUCAGUCAAGACAAGUCUUCUCAAAGACGACUGUAAAGCCAAAAGAGUCGCUCAAGAGUCAGGAAGCUACAAAAACACUAAGAACACAAGGAUUUUAACCUCUGACGAUAAAUUAACAAAAAGAAAGAGGGGAAAAGGAAGACAAGGUGAAGCCCAUCUCAAGAUUGACAAAAAGAAAAAUAAGGAUAACACAGAGACAGGUGAUGAAAGCAACUGAUAUUUCAAGGACUCUACACUGUCCACUUCAAGCUUGAUAGACUCAGAAGAUAGUGAAUGGGUUGACCCUUUCGAAGAAACUAAAUGAUCGAUCACUCAAAAAUCUAAAAUGGUGCCAAGAAAAACAUCUCUAAGCAAGCACAAGCCGAGAGCUAAGAAAAGAGUGACUAAGGAGAAGAGUAAGAAGAAAGAGAAUGCAACCUGAGUGCUGAAAAGAAGAAAAAGAUUACCCAGGAAAGUUAAAAGAGUUAAAUUUUAG